Molecule: messenger RNA, 1372 nt
Organism: Megalops cyprinoides (Indo-Pacific tarpon)
Lineage: Eukaryota; Metazoa; Chordata; Actinopteri; Elopiformes; Megalopidae
Gene: nup42
Product: nucleoporin 42
Exons: 7
Coding region: 68-1372 (434 amino acids)
Cellular component (GO): nuclear envelope
Molecular function (GO): metal ion binding; nuclear export signal receptor activity
Source: RefSeq, a predicted model, not a curated record
GAGUUUGAAGAUGGCGUGACCCAGAAGUAGUGUUGUGAAAACCUGCGUUGAUGUUAAAAUUUAAAAGAUGACAGUUUGCAGCUUCUUUCUGCAAGGCAGGUGUCGGUAUGGUGAGAAAUGCUGGAACGAGCACCCGCGGGGCGGAGGCCGCAGCGGCGGCUACGGGAGCUCCGGCAGUCGGCCAUCUCCACAGUCUGGUAACAGCCGUGGAGGCGGAGGCCGCAGCGGCGGGUACGGGAGCUCCGGCAGUCGGCCAUCUCCACAGUCUGGUAACAGCCGUGGAGGCGGAAGUUUUGGAAACAGAGUGUGGGUGAACCCCUCUCAGAGGUCUUCUGGCCGUGACUAUGUCCAGUCGUCCUCCUUCUCCAAGGGUGGAGGCAGUGACUGGGGGAGAGAAGGGUCUGCUGGAGGGCAGGACAGCAAGAGCUCCAGCUUCAGCUUUUCCGCGCAGAACCGAUUCUCCUCUCUGAGCUCUCAGGCCUACGACGGCGGCGGCAGGGGAGACGACAAUGACAAACACCUGGAGAUGAUACAGAAGGACGUGGAGACCUGGGAGAGCUCUGGCCAGUGGCCCUUCUCAUGCUACUCCAUUCUCAAAGCCCCCAUCUCAGGUUUUUCAGAACUUUCUGCAGAAGAGUUGCGACUGGAGUAUUACAACAGCCGAGCUGCAGACGACCUGCAGAACUAUGCACACUCUGUCCAGCAGCUGGCCAACCAAUGGAGAAGCAGAGUGCAGGAGCUGAAGACCAUGAACUCCUCCACAAGGGCGGCGCUGAUUGCUGAACUGAACAACCCCAGUCCUCAAUCAAUGUCUAUGGGCUUUCCGUCCACAACAUCCAGCUUCGGAACAGGGGGUUUUGGUGCUGGAAGGCUGGACGACAGCAGCAGCAGCAGCUUCAGCUUCUCCUCUGGCAGUGCUGGAUUCGGAUCCGCGGGUGGUUUUGGUUCUGGCGGCACGCAGGGUCUACUGGGCUCGGGUUCUGCUGGCCCCUCACAGCCUCUGGCUCCUUUCGGGUCCUCGGGCAGCGGCUUUGGCAGCUCCGCCCCCCCCUCCGCCGCCUCCUUCUCUUUCACUGAGCCUGCAGCCAGCAAAACCCCACCCUCCUUUGCUGCAUCUGCCUCCGGUUUCAGCUUCUCGGCCGCAGGGUUUGGGCUCCCUGAAGCUGCGACCCCUGCUGCUGGGGGGGACUCCUUUGGGCAGCCCGUCAGAGUGCUGAGCGGAGUGGGGGCCGCCACCGGGGGCGCCCCAGAUAAACUGUUCACCCCCCAGUCUGAACUGACCCCUGAUGAGCUGAAAGAAUUUUCAGGGAAGAGGUUCACCUUGGGUCAGAUCCCCCUCAGACCGCCCCCUGCUGACCUGCUAGUGGUAUGA